This is a messenger RNA of Dentiscutata erythropus, 897 nucleotides long. The record is from the annotation of a GenBank genome assembly. NCBI's taxonomy places the organism in Eukaryota, Fungi, Glomeromycota, Glomeromycetes, Diversisporales, Gigasporaceae.
AUGUCAUCAUCUUCGAAUGAAAAAAUGUAUAUUUCGUUACGUGAACAAGCUUUAGGUGAAUUCAGAAAAGCUCUUGAAGAGUCCUUGGAAAGAUUUAACAAGGAAAAAAAUUCGUGCGUGGUCAUGGAAAUUGACUAUGUGCGAUCUUUAGUUAAUAGUGCAAUUAAUAAUUUAGAUUCUCAUUUUGCUGAGUAUAAAAAUUUGCCUGGAAUUAUUCAAGAAUUUCCAAUCAUGAUUGAAGAAGAUGUUGGAACUACUUCGGAACAUCCAAUAAUAAUUGAUUGUGAUGAUAAAGUUGGCGUGUCUCAGGCUGAAAACAAUCCUAGAAAGAGAAAAAACAUUUGGAAAAAAAGUAAAAAUGCAAAAAAAGCCAAAUCAGUAGCAAGAAGCCUCCGACAAGAAUUACCACCCGUCCCAAGGAUCCAAGACUCUUUGUUUAAUAAGAUGGCAACGAGCCGUCAGUUGUACAAAGAGUCUUGGGAGGCUUUAGAGUUUGUGGGAGACAGAGUUAUUACGUCCUGUCUAUUAAAGAUUGCGGAACAAAAAUACAUUAAACGGCAUACCGCAUCCAUAAUCAGGCUAUGUGUAAGGAAUAUUGCCACCAAUAAAAUUUUGGCGGCAUAUUGCCUUACACUUGGAAUUGAAAAAUUAAAUGAAAUGACCUCCUUAAAAAUAAAGAAGCGUCAUGCCGAUGCUUUUGAAGCAUACUUUGGUUCAUAUUACCUUGUAAAUGGGGAACUGGCAACUUGCAUUUAUCUAGAUAAUCUAAUGACCCCAUUAUUGAAUUUAAUAAUUGAAGGAGUCGCUUCAGGAAAUAAGAAGCCGAUGGAUGCCUUUAAAAUUGCAUCAAAUUACUUCGAACUUGAAUGGAUUCAGGAUGGUAAUAAACUUACUUAG